GCCAAAAAAAAAACUAGAGAGAGAGACAGAGAGAACCUCAAACUCAAGCCCUCUAAAUUCAGUCCCAACUGCUAAUGUGAGAGCGACUGACUGAAUUUCCAGAGAGAAAGAGAGAGAGAGAGAGUCGAAUCUGCUCUCUUCAUUUUCGACUGCUAUGAAUCCAAGCAAAGUAGAAGAAGAUCUGUUCCAACAUCAUCUGGACCCACACCAACUGAUACACCAUCACAGUCAAUCUCAGCCGUCGAUUCUCGAUCACCACCACCAAGAAGUGGAAGAACACUUCUCUCUCCCGCCGAUCUCCGAAAUCGUCCUGUUCCACGACGACGAGGACGACAACGACUUUGAUAGCCACACCUCCUCCGACGCCGAUGACACCUCCAAAGUCUUCCCACCAAAUGACGCUGUUUCGUCAAACCCUAACCCUAAUUCCCAAAUUCACACACAGUCGUUCAUCAAUCCCGAGCCUCAUAUUUCCACCCAAUUCUACACAUUCAACAAAGAAUCGCAUGCCCUAAUGAUUCGAUGCAUUCUCGAGGGCCGUCUCGCGACUUCCGAUGAGAUUCGAGCUGCGACGCCUCUCGCUGUGCUCUCGAGCUGGCGUUCUGUGUGGAAGGACCGCAAUGAAGACACAGCGUACCUCACCGCAUGGAAGCGUAUCCAAGACAAGCUUAAUGCUCACAUUGACCCAAACGGUAAUGAAUUCUUGUGCUUCAAGAACAAUUCCAAUCAAUUUGUAUCUCACAUUGAUCAAUGGAAAGAUAUAGUCAUGAGUGUUCAUGGAGAUGCCGAUUUAAAACAUUUAGGGCUUAAAGAAACUAUUGAAAAAAUUAAACAGGUUUGGACUGUAGGUGCUAAAUUUUACGGUAUCCCCGAAUCUUUCAUUAGGGUCUGUGUGUCUGCAUGUCCUGUAUGCUCCGAUGACUCAUCUGGCUCUGCGGCGCGCACGAAAAGGCGGAGGUUUGAGUAUACGGAGACAUUUGAUGUGCCGGCAAAGGAAGUUCCGGUUAGAUUACAACAAUUGGCGGCCAAACAUAAAGUUGUGCUGUGUAUAAGGCAGAAAUAUAUUAGGUAUAAGCCAUUUAUGGCUGAGGUGAAGGAUUAUGCAUGUCAUAGAGCAGGGGAGCCCGCAUCUAGUAAGAAAUCCAAGGUUUUAAAGAGGGAACCCUAUGCAUCGAAAAGGUGUGGGUGUGGGUUUCGGAUACGGGCCAUUGUGCCUAUCUCUAAUUAUAAUGAGAAGGACAAGACCUUUGUGUAUCAAGAAGAGGGGAUGGCAGUGUUCAAGUUGUAUGCGGUGCAUUCAGGGCAUGAGCCGGGCCCAUUGGAUGGGAAUGCUCGGAUUAUGCAUCGAGUAGUUGGGCAUAAAAAUGGGGUUUUGAUGGAUCAAAAAGCAGUGUAUGGGAUGAGUGAGGAAGAGGAGAAUGAGGGUUUUGGGUUCUUGGCGAAGGACAAUGGGGAUUUGCAGCAUUCAGUUUUGCACCAAGUGCAGGAAUUGAGAAAUGAAGUUGGAUUGCUCGAAGGGAGAAUUAGGAAAACCCCUCAUGAGCUCUUGGGUUCAGUUUCACAAGAAUUGUUUGAUGUCUUGAAUAAACUCAGAAGUAUAGGAGAAUAUGGUAAGAAGAAUGCAGUUGGGUUGCUAUUGGAGAAGUCGCAUCCGGAUGAUGUCUUGGUGGGGGACAAUGAUCUGGAAGAUUGGAGUGAUCAUCCCCAUCAGAGCGUAUAUGGGAAUGGCAAUUCCGAAUUGAUUGACGAAGAUGAAGACAGUUUUGGGCGAACACUAGGGGUUGUUGCUUCUUGGGAUCAGAUAAGAGCAGAAUGUAGGAGCGAGAGGGAUCUGCUGGGUGAGACUUGUAAACCUGAAAAAUGGUUGAGAUGUGGUGAGUUUGACGAAAAGAGUAUUCUGGACUGCGAGGAUUCUAAAUUAACGAAGCCCUUAAGGCAUGUUGAGACUAUAGAGACAGAUGUAGGUCUUGUUGGAAUACAAGCGGACAGCUUCUACCCUGAGAAUUCUAAAUGGUAUGAUUCUCCUUGUGGCUUGGACUCGAGCGCAGAUUGCGGUGACAGUGAAUUCAGGCCUGGGGGGAUUGUGUAGAGUUCAUAGAGCUGGGUUAACCCACUAACUUAAUUCAGAGUUUGUUGGGUGCCAUUCAUCCCUUUCUCACUGUUGGAAGUGGGUUGUAUAUUCUGUACACAGAAGAUUGGAGCCUCUCACGUGCUUUUAGUUACCUGUGCCUUUGCUGCUUGUAAGUCUGUAAAGUAUAGCCAUUGGGCUUCUCGGCACAUACUUUUUGUGGCUGUCUUUUAGUUGUGAGCCUCACAAACUUAAAGCUUGGUUUCCCAUUUUUGUAUGUGUGGUUAGCCCUUUUUUGGUCCGUUGAAAAGUUUUUCAUUUUCUGUAUGAGCCCUUGUGAUUUUGUACCUUUUUUGAUUGCAUGCUAUGAUGACAUGUCUUUAUCUUCCUACUUUCCUCUUAUCUCUGCAUCUUUUGAAAAUUUUGAGGGGCGGCAUUACAUGGUAAUCCUGUACUGUUUGGAUAUGCUAAUCAUAGUUUUGGUUUUUUCAUUCUGGUUGCACUAGGAUG
Molecule: messenger RNA, 2578 nt
Organism: Ilex paraguariensis (yerba mate)
Lineage: Eukaryota; Viridiplantae; Streptophyta; Magnoliopsida; Aquifoliales; Aquifoliaceae
Source: the annotation of a GenBank genome assembly